GCCAAUGUGGGUCAAGCCAUUGGCGGCGCAGGCGCACCACGGGCUUACCUUUCCCAUUUUGUCAUACGUUGCCGCCGUCUCUUCGAGUGCUUGUUCUUCGCCCAACUGUUAUUCCGACGUCUGGGAUGAAUAUCUGGAUACUGCUCACCAGCGUACUCUUCUGUGCAUACGUUCCCCAACACACAUCAUCGGCCCACCAUGGAAAGAAAAUGGUUAAGCGCCAGGCGGUCCGCCCGGUUCAGCCACGGCCAGGAUUUAGGAUAGUCAAGGCUCGAGUGCGGCCUUCGUCUACCACGCCGCCUCCUGAAGACUACUACUACUACGAAGAAGAGCAAACACCCGCCCCACCACCGCCGAGGUUCCGCGGUCGAGGGAAGCCGCGCCUUGGAGGCCAACAGAGGCAGCCGGCGACACCCAUACCACCGCCACCGUCGUACGAGGAAGAACUUGCUCACUAUGGAUACACUUUCGCUUCGCCAAAACCAGUCAGCAAAGCUGCAUCAACGACAACCACUACGACCACCACGACCACCACGACUCCCGCUCCAACAGAUCCUCCGAGGACGCUUUCUCCAAACUACAGACAGAGAGCCGACGGUCGGAUCAUCGACUUCCGCGCUGAUCCAAACUUUCCACGCGAACUGAAGGGGGCUGACCUGACUGACUAUCCUUUCUACGAACACGUGCCUGAAAACAUCGUCUUUGAUUGCGACAAAGUGCACGACGGUUUCUACGCCAGUAUACCACACAGAUGUCAGCUCUUCCACUACUGCUUUGGAGGCUUUCGAUACGACUUCCUCUGCCCCAACUACACCCUGUAUGACCAGACGACAUUCACUUGCCGAUUCAUCAACACAGUUGAAUGCGAAAAAUCCGAACUGCAUUACAAUCGCAACGAAGCACUCUACAAGGAUACCACUACGGAAGCCCUUCCAAAAGCGACGACCACGCCAGCUCCGCGCAGGAAGUCCAUAGUGCGCAAGAAGCCCACACCAUUGACCACAACUUCUACUGCACCACCGGACGAGUAUGAGUACGAGUACGAAGACGAUGAACCCACGACCAGCACUACGACUACGACGACAACGACAGAGCGGCCAAAACGCAGGAGACUAAGGCCCAGGCUCAGGCAACGGCCGGGCCAGCCGGGCACCCCUGAACCCACCUCCAAGAAGUAAACCCCAUUUUGUGAUUGUUUUCAUCUGCUAGGACUCAAGAACUAUACCUUGUCCUGUUCCCAUGAGAGAUUUUUUCGCGGGUUGGGGAUCCCGACCUUCAUUUCGGCGCGCGUUGUGCAUAAUUCGAAUUCGUCACCUGCUUGAAGCUUUAUUCCGAUUCGCAAGGCAGCUAUAUGUUAUGGUUUCACAUACUAUAGCACACCGUGUAUGCAACUGCUCUGUAAUUCCUGCUUUGAGUGAUAGGCAUCUACUCCAACAAGGAGGCGGAUGCAGGACCGAAGUUUGCCUGGGGACACACAUUUCUUAAGUAGGGCUUGCGACAGAAAAUAGAAUGUAAGAAGUAAACGUAUCGAAAAAGCC
Messenger RNA from Ornithodoros turicata, 1538 nucleotides. RefSeq lists its product as uncharacterized. The coding region runs from base 126 to 1178 and encodes 350 amino acids. Gene Ontology annotation, molecular function: chitin binding. Gene Ontology annotation, cellular component: extracellular region. The record is from RefSeq and is a predicted model, not a curated record. The transcript has 5 exons. NCBI's taxonomy places the organism in Eukaryota, Metazoa, Arthropoda, Arachnida, Ixodida, Argasidae.